Molecule: messenger RNA, 4962 nt
Organism: Sungouiella intermedia
Lineage: Eukaryota; Fungi; Ascomycota; Pichiomycetes; Serinales; Metschnikowiaceae
Source: the annotation of a GenBank genome assembly
AUGAAGAUGAAAUUGUUUUCACUAAUAGCAGCUUCGUUAGUAUAUUUCAUAGCGAGUGCUUAUGGUGCCACUACUACUUUCACUUCGAAUACUGUUAUCACAGGAAAUGCAAAUUUUGCUUCUGGAACGCCUGUCGUCAUUGCAGAUGAUGUAUUCGUCGCUUAUGAUAACAAAAAUGGACCUAUUACAAAUAAUUAUCGUGACAAUGUUCAUAUCCUCGGUGAACUCUUCAUAGGAGACUCUGGUGUCCACACGGGAAUGUCAGUGUACUUCAAUAAAGACUUCAGGAAUGAUGGUAACCUUGUACUUGAUGCGAGCAACGAAACAUCGGCACCCAGUUUUUACUUCUUGGGUGAUAACUUCUUGAAUAAUGGUAAUAUCUUUAUGGUCAGAAUUGGAAAUACUGGUGGUGUGACUAUGAACGUUUGGAAUUCGGGCACUGUCGUCAAUAAUGGUAUUAUUAGUUACUAUCAUACUUUGAGUAGAAAUGGUGGUACAUCAUACCUCGGACGCUCUGGGAACGAUGUUACCAAUGAUGGUACGGUUUGUUUAUACAAAAUGAACAUGUAUCAGUCAUCUGAUGUGUCAGGAACGGGGUGCUACAGUGUUGGAGAAGAUUCGCUUCUCUUAUAUGAGAACCCUAACAGGAACCCCUUGGCGAGUACUCAAACCGUCUAUCUUGAGAAACCCAACUCCCAAAUAAGAAUUGGCCCUUAUAACAUGGCAAAUACCCUCAAGGUUGCGGGAUGGGGUGAUGGGAAUAUUAUCGGCUUCGAGAGUAGUGUCUCGUCAUUUGCAUACUCAGGCUCCAUAUUGACUGUUAUCGCUGGAGGUCGGACUUACAAGUUCGACAUUGGCCCUAACUACAAUCCAGCUUUGAUGUCAAUUGGUGGUGGAUUUUCAUCAGGUGGAUUUUACAUUACUGGUCACAUAAAAUACGCCGGAGCGCCUACUGAUACAUCAAGGCCCGCCGUUUGUGAUAUCUGCCCUCUGAUUCCAACAUUCCCAUCAAUUUCUUCUCAAUCCUCAUCAGCAUCAUCAUCUGUUUCACCAUCUACAGCGCACACAGAGAGCUCAUACCAAUCUUCUUCUGAGUCUGCAUUCUCUGAAUCUUCCUCUGAAAUUUCUUCUGAUACAACCUCUGAGUCUUCUUCGCAAGCAUCUGCUGAGUCCUCUUCUCAGGCUUCUGCUGAGUCCUCUUCGCAAGCAUCUGCUGAGUCUUCUUCUCAGGCUUCUGCUGAGUCUUCUUCUCAGGCUUCUGCUGAGUCCUCCUCGCAAGCAUCUGCUGAAUCAUCUUCUCAGGCUUCUGCUGAGUCCUCUUCGCAAGCAUCUGCUGAGUCCUCUUCGCUGGCUUCUGCUGAGUCCUCCUCGCAAGCAUUUGCCGAGUCUUCUUCGCAAGCAUCUGCUGAGUCCUCCUCGCAAGCAUCUGCUGAGUCCUCCUCGCAAGCAUCUGCUGAGUCCUCUUCGCAAGCAUUUGCUGAGUCUUCUUCUCAGGCAUCUGCUGAAUCGUCUUCUCAGGCAUCUACUGAAUCGUCUUCUCAGGCUUCUGCUGAGUCCUCUUCGCAAGCAUUUGCUGAGUCUUCUUCUCAGGCUUCUGCUGAGUCCUCCUCGCAAGCAUCUGCUGAGUCCUCUUCGCAAGCAUUUGCCGAGUCUUCUUCGCAAGCAUCUGCUGAGUCCUCCUCGCAAGCAUCUGCUGAGUCCUCCUCGCAAGCAUCUGCUGAGUCCUCUUCGCAAGCAUUUGCUGAGUCUUCUUCUCAGGCAUCUGCUGAAUCGUCUUCUCAGGCAUCUACUGAAUCGUCUUCUCAGGCUUCUGCUGAGUCCUCUUCGCAAGCAUUUGCUGAGUCUUCUUCUCAGGCUUCUGCUGAGUCUUCUUCGCAAGCAUCUGCUGAGUCCUCUUCGCAAGCAUUUGCUGAGUCUUCUUCUCAGGCAUCUGCUGAGUCCUCUUCGCUGGCUUCUGCUGAGUCUUCUUCUCAGGCUUCUGCUGAGUCCUCCUCGCAAGCAUCUGCUGAGUCCUUCUCGCAAGCAUCUGCUGAGUCCUCCUCGCAAGCAUCUGCUGAGUCUUCUUCUCAGGCUUCUGCUGAGUCCUCCUCGCAAGCAUCUGCUGAGUCUUCUUCUCAGGCUUCUGCUGAGUCUUCUUCUCAGGCUUCUGCUGAGUCCUCCUCGCAAGCAUCUGCUGAAUCAUCUUCUCAGGCUUCUGCUGAGUCCUCUUCGCAAGCAUUUGCUGAAUCAUCUUCUCAGGCUUCUGCUGAGUCCUCUUCGCUGGCUUCUGCUGAGUCCUCCUCGCAAGCAUCUGCUGAAUCAUCUUCGCAAGCAUCUGCUGAGUCCUCCUCGCAAGCAUCUGCUGAAUCAUCUUCUCAGGCUUCUGCUGAGUCCUCCUCGCAAGCAUCUGCUGAGUCUUCUUCUCAGGCAUCUGCUGAAUCGUCUUCUCAGGCAUCUACUGAAUCGUCUUCUCAGGCUUCUGCUGAGUCCUCUUCGCUGGCUUCUGCUGAGUCUUCUUCUCAGGCUUCUGCUGAGUCCUCCUCGCAAGCAUCUGCUGAGUCCUUCUCGCAAGCAUCUGCUGAGUCCUCUUCGCAAGCAUCUGCUGAGUCCUCUUCGCAAGCAUUUGCUGAAUCAUCUUCUCAGGCUUCUGCUGAGUCCUCCUCGCAAGCAUCUGCUGAAUCGUCUUCGCAAGCAUCUGCUGAGUCCUCCUCGCAAGCAUCUGCUGAGUCCUCUUCGCAAGCAUCUACUGAGUCCUCUACGCAAGCAUUUGCCGAGUCUUCUUCUCAGGCAUCUGCUGAAUCGUCUUCUCAGGCAUCUACUGAGUCCUCUGCGCUGGCUUCUGCUGAGUCUUCUUCUCAGGCUUCUGCUGAGUCUUCUUCUCAGGCUUCUGCUGAGUCCUCCUCGCAAGCAUCUGCUGAGUCUUCUUCUCAGGCUUCUGCUGAGUCGUCUUCGCAAGCAUCUGCUGAAUCCUCGGCAGAAUCUUCAUCACAGUCUUCGUCGGAAACUUCAUCACAGUCAUCUGCUGCAUCUUAUUCUCAGGCGUUCUCUGAAUCUUCGUCGCAAUCCUCUCUUCAGCCAUCAGCUGAGACCUCUUCUCAACCCUCCGUCGAGUCUUCUUCUCAGCCAUCCGCAGAGUCGUCUAACCAAGAACCUACCAAGGCAUCAGAUAUAUCCAACUAUGGAUCAUCCUCAGCAUACCUUCCAUUGACUACUUACACUACUACAUGGACGACCACUAACAGCGAUGGAUCAGUUGAGACCGAUUCCGGUAUUGUGAUUGUCAGUACUGAUUCUGCAGGCUCGCUCUUCACAACCACUUCCGAGUUCCCUAACAACUAUGGAUCAUCCUCAGCAUACCUUCCAUUGACUACUUACACUACUACGUGGACCACCACUAACAGCGAUGGAUCAGUUGAGACCGAUUCCGGUAUUGUGAUUGUCAGUACUGAUUCUGCAGGCUCACUCUUCACAACCACUUCCGAGUUCCCUAACAACUAUGGAUCAUCCUCAGCAUACCUUCCAUUGACUACUUACACCACUACGUGGACCACCACUAACAGCGAUGGAUCAGUUGAGACCGAUUCUGGUAUUGUGAUUGUCAGUACUGAUUCUGCAGGCUCGCUCUUCACAACCACUUCCGAGUUCCCUAACUUGACUACCUACACUACUACGUGGACCACCACUAACAGCGAUGGAUCAGUUGAGACCGAUUCUGGUAUUGUGAUUGUCAGUACUGAUUCUGCAGGCUCACUCUUCACAACCACUUCCGAGUUCCCUAACAACUAUGGAUCAUCCUCAGCAUACCUUCCAUUGACUACUUACACCACUACGUGGACCACCACUAACAGCGAUGGAUCAGUUGAGACCGAUUCCGGUAUUGUGAUUGUCAGUACUGAUUCUGCAGGCUCGCUCUUCACAACCACUUCCGAGUUCCCUAACUUGACUACCUACACUACUACAUGGACCACUACUAACAGCGAUGGAUCAGUUGAGACCGAUUCUGGUAUUGUGAUUGUCAGUACUGAUUCUGCAGGCUCGCUCUUCACAACCACUUCCGAGUUCCCUAACAACUAUGGAUCAUCCUCAGCAUACCUUCCAUUGACUACUUACACCACUACGUGGACCACCACUAACAGCGAUGGAUCCGUUGAAACCGAUUCUGGUAUUGUUAUUGUGAGUACUGAUUCUAAGGGUUCUUUCUUCACCACCACAUCAGAUGUCGGGGUAGUGAGUUCCUGCACCACUACAUGGAUUUCCACCAACAGUGAUGGAUUCGUUGAGACUGAUUCUGGUAUUGUCAUUGUUAGUACUGAUUCUAAGGGCUCUUUCUUCACCACCACAUCAGAGUUUGGAGUAGUGAGUUCUUACACCACUACAUGGACCUCCACCGACAGUGAUGGAUCCAUUGAGACUGAUUCUGGAGUCGUUAUUGUCAGCACGGAUGGGGAAUCUUCGUUGUUCCUGUCGACUUCAUUGUUUGUGUCUGGAGUUUCUGUUCUCACAACAACAUGGACGACAACGCUUGUUGCAAGUGUUACGACAACUGUAUGUGCAGAAAUAAUUGUCACGACUGAUGCGUCUGGUGACUUGUUUACUUAUACACUGUUUUCUGAUAACGGUGUGUCUACAGUCUACUCAACUCUUAAUGAAAGUGGAGAGUGGGAGACCUCCACUAUUGUUGUUAAGCCUACCAACAAUGCCGAUGGCAACAUUGUCUUAACUACUAUUGAAAAUGAAACAGACUCCACAGGGGCUGCGGUUUACAUGACGACUCGCGGAGAUGGAGUUGUUGAAACCAUCACUAGUUUGGUGACAAGUAUUGAUGUUACGAUGACUAACUUGCCAAAUUCAUCCAGCAGCACAUCAGUGCCAGCUCCUGUGGGAGCUGCGAGCGCUCAAAACACUUUACUUGAAGGAACAGGCUCUUCAAAUUCUUUAAGCUUCGGUGCAGUGAUUGUUCUUAUUGCAUUUGCAUUUGCAUGA